This is a messenger RNA of Notodromas monacha, 991 nucleotides long. NCBI's taxonomy places the organism in Eukaryota, Metazoa, Arthropoda, Ostracoda, Podocopida, Cyprididae. The record is from the annotation of a GenBank genome assembly.
GUUUAAAUGGAUAAUAUUUUAUUGCUAUGUUUGCGAAGUUAUUGAUCACGAUUCGUGGAAUCAUCUUGAAGUUGAAUCACGAAAGAACGUGAGACGCUUUCCAAAUCAGGUAUAUGUACAAGACGGAGAUAGGGAUCCGAGUCCGCGGGGCCCCGUAAAAUCCCAUGAACUCCAGGCCUGAGGUCAUGGAUGCGCAGGAAGACAGUUUGAGGAAGCAAUUCUCGACUAGUUGUAUUUAGGAGCCACCUUGGAAGAAAGGGUCGUCAGUUGGUUGCUCUGUGUGGCUGUGAAGCGUCUUCUGUUGCUCAUUUUCAUCGGAAGUCUUCGUGUUUCGUCGGCAGUUUUACGUUUAACAUGAAGCUCGUAUUAUUAGCCGUUUACUUGACUGGCGUCUCCAUUUGUUCAGCCCGUCCGAAUGCUCCAAAUGUUGAAGAAACCGCGGUCAGCGUAGAAACGUCCCACGAUGCAGCUGCUGAUCCUUCUCAUGGUUCACCAUUGCCGUUAGAACGAGACGCGAUUAACAGAGAUUUAGUCGGUGUAAAUCAGCCUGAAUAUAGCGCCUCUGAACCACAAGCAGUUGCGUCGGACUUGGCCGACACUCAGAAAGCCAUAGAUACGGAAAACGACUCAACUACUGAACAGGAGUUGUAUACUGAGGUGACAACGGAAGAGACGUCCCUUGCUGAUGAAUCCACGACAGGGCCGACGGUUUCUGCUGUUCCUUUAUUUGAAGAGCACAAGGAGCGGGAUCGACUGCCGGUUGACUUUCUAGCUGGAACAAAUUCUGUCCCAAAUGAACAACCUAUUGCUGGCCUUGUGCACUUGUAGAAUGCCAUGUAGAUGCGGAUCUAACAAUUGACUCAACUUUUAUGAAUAAUUUUAAGCAGGGUGCAAUAAUCCUGUUCUUGUACUGAUAUUUGAUGCUGCAUGAAAAUGGGUAUUGUCACGCUUGAUGCGCAAGAAAAAUAAAACUUUGUGAAAGUACAGGAAA